Molecule: messenger RNA, 769 nt
Organism: Paramecium sonneborni
Lineage: Eukaryota; Ciliophora; Oligohymenophorea; Peniculida; Parameciidae
Source: the annotation of a GenBank genome assembly
AUGAAUUUUUCACAGUGUCCAGAUGAAUUCUAAAUUGAAGAAUAAAAAUUUACCACAAUUCCUUAAAGAUCCUCAUUAAGCACUUUCAAUUUUGAGGUAUAUUAAAUAGUACAUUAAGAAUUUAGAAUCCAAGUAUAAGUUUACAUAUCCUGUGAAUCUGAAAUAGAAUGAUAUAAAAAGAAAUCAACUUAAUCAAACUCCUCCUCAAUAAACAAGAUAGUUGUAGCAGUUUGAAAUAGACCAAAAUUCAAAAUAAUAAAUAGAGAUACCUGCUUAAUUGUCUAAGUCUGCAAAAUAACCUUGUUCAUUUAGAGAAUAAGGAAAAAUAUAAUUGCAUAAAAAAUAAAUAGAAUAACCAUAAAGAGAAAUAAAAUCUAUUCUAAAUUUUUAAGUAGAUACCAAAUUCAUAAAUGUGAAACCAAGUAAAAAGAAAAAUCAAAAGCCUAUUCUACCUCAAUUUGAAUAAUAGUAAAUACAAAAACGACCCUUUAUGAUACAGAAUAAUCCAAAAUACAAGAAAAUAUCUCCUAAUAACCGAAAUAGAAGUCCAAUUAAAAAAAAUAUUAAUUAGGAUAUUUUUGAAAUAAGUUUCCAUUAGGAAACAAAAGUCAAUAAGUUUUAAUAAUUAUUAAAUAAAGCUCCAAAAUAAAUUGAAAUAGAUUAACAUAAAUCUUUGAAGUGGUUUGGAAAUAAAGAACUUUGCGAAGGAGAAUUAAAUGGAAUGAUGGUGUAAUUUAUAAAGACGGAAAAAUCAAAUGUGAUAUUAUGA